UAUUCGCCGAGGGUUUUGGCAGAAAUGCGACGAGCAGCGGCAACGUUGGUGUGUGGCGAUGCAUCGCUGCUGGUGGCCAGUCGCUGCUGUGGCUUCAAUCGCCGGUGCCAAUGCGUCGCCUCACCUGGUGCGCUCUUGUGGCGGUCGCGGUCGUGGAUGACGGGAUGCCCGGGCACAAGCGUGAGGGUGUUUGGAACAAGGACAGCACGCAGCCCCGUUGCCGGUGGUGCCGUGCCCCCGUCGUCUGCGACCCGUGAAGAGGAGGAGGAGGAGGAGGAGAGCGACGCGGAAGAAUGGUCGGAUGGAUCAGAGUCAGGCGAUGAGAGCCAAGAUGACGGAUUUGGAGGGUUUGACGGCGGGGAGAAAGAAGCGGAGGUGGGGGAUGGUGAGGAUGGAGGCGGAGUGGUGCUCGGGGCCGCUCCCUGGGGUGCAAGGGCCUUGGAUAUUGCCCGGAGGAUGCUGACGCCGGAGCUUGCUCUCUACGGCUUCAAAGUGUGCUCCACGGGCUUCAUACAGGUGCGGCUGGACAAACUCACCGACAGGUUUGGCUCUCCAACCAUUGAGGAGGUGGAGAAGUUCAACACGGAGUAUGGGGCGCUUAUCGAGGAGGCUGGACGCGCUGGCCUUGUCCCUGCUAACGUUGCUAUAGAGGUGUCGAGCCCUGGUGCGGAGCGUGUCGUCCAGAUCCCUGCGGAGCUAGAGCGGUUCAAGGAGCUGCCAAUGCAGGUGGUCUACUACGCGGAUGGCUCAGUGGAGCAGCAGCAAAUCUUGGUGCUGGAGUCGUUUGACAGGGAAUCGCUGACGAGCGUCUGGAAGCUGGCCAAUGUGCGGGUCAACAGGGAAGCUCGGGGCAAGGGCAGGGUGCUCAACAGGAGGCAGAGGGAAUGGAGGCUGGAGUUGGCGGUGGCGUCGAUAAAGUUGGUGCGCCUACAUGUGGAUGUCUUGGCAGAGGAAACCAAGCUUGGGAUGAGCUUGGACGAUCUAGCGUCACACAGAGGGCGCCGCAUUCAGAGUGGCAUUGUGGGCAAGCGCUCCUCUCGCCGGAGUGCUCCGUAUAGGUUGCCUUCCCGAGAAAGAAGCCGCGCUCCGUCAAGGCACAUCGCUGCCGAAUGCCCAACAGAGCCGCUGUGCCGAAAUUGCAAGAAGCCGGGUCACAUUGCGAGCGAGUGCCGCAACGAACCCAUCUGCAACUUGUGUGGCAAGUCGGGGCACGUUGCCAAGGGUUGCAUCGUCCAAGAGACUGGCCUUCCCAAGUCGCUUCUGUGCAACAACUGCUACAGGCCCGGGCACUUGGCCGCCGAGUGCCCCAACGAAAAGGCAUGCAACAACUGCCGCCAGUCGGGCCACCUGGCGCGCGACUGCUCCAACACUCCCGUCUGCAACAGCUGCAGCCAGCCGGGCCACAUUGCCCGUGAGUGCCCCUACUCCUCCAUGCCGCCGCCAUCCUCCCGCGCCCUGGGAGCCUACUCCGAUAUCUUUUGUCGCAACUGCAAGCAACCGGGCCACAUGAGCAAGGACUGCAGGCAGGUGGUGAUGGCGGCCAUGGCGCUGCUCUGUGCGCUCCUUCAUUCACUCUUCCUUCUCCUCCUAGCAUUCGACGCCCAAGAGGAUCCAGUGGGCCUGACCAGUUCUUGCCCCACGGCUCGUUUCGGCAGCUUGUGCACCAGUUUCGACCCAGCCAACCUCGAGGUCAAUCCCGAUGACAUCCAGGACGCGGGCCUGAUUUCUCGCAGCUUCAUUCGAGAACUUAUGGAGUCAGCACAGCUUACUGUCCGUGAGGAUGCUAUUGGAAAUAUCUUUGGCCGCUGGCAAGGGAGCGAGCCAUCCCAGGCUGUUGUUGCAUCGGGUUCACACACGGAUGCUAUUCCUUACGCUGGGAAAUAUGACGGCGUCGUUGGUGUUGUAGGCGCUGUGGAAGCUAUCAAAGCUCUGAGGAGCCGGGUGCUGGCGGGGGAUCCCAGGGUGGCCGUCUCCCUAGCCAAUGCUGUUGACGAGGACAAUAUAACCUUCACUCUAGCCGCAAAUCGAGCUGGAUAUGAUGAAGCCGGUGACAAUCUGCAAAGUGUUGCCGUGGGAAACGAGACAUAUGCCGCUUUUGUAGAGCUGCACAUUGAGCAAGGCCCCCUUCUCGAGGAGCAAGGUGAUUCAUCCCCCUCUUUGGAUGCCUAUGUUUGUGUUUCUCGGCAGGUGUAUCCAUCGGGAUUGUCACCGCAAUCGCUGGGCCUGCGAGCCUUGGUGUCGAGUUUGCAGGGGGUGGAGGUCAUGCCGGGGCCGAAUGACGCAGGGCUUGCUGCCGCCGAGCUUGCUCUAGCUGUAGAGAGGCACGUCUUGGAAUCUGGUUCCCAAGACACGGUUGGAACCACCGACAUAAGGGACAUCGAUGGAAGCCGAAGGGACGCCGUUGUGGAGAGGGUCCGGGCAACCGCGCACGAAAUUGCGGCCAGGCGCGGUGUGGUGUUGCAAAACUUUACAGUCGUUAACCAGGACCCGCCAGCGCAGAGCACGGACUUUGUAAUUGAAGCCGUGAAAGAAGCAUCAGAGGAGCUGGGCUUGGGCCACAAAAUGAUGAUCAGCAGAGCGUAUCACGACUCUCUCUUCAUGGCACGGAUCGCCCCUACCGCCAUGAUCUUCAUUCCCUGUUACCGGGGCUACAGCCACAGGCCCGACGAGCAUGCCACACUGGAGGACAUGGCGAAUGGCGUCCGAUUGAUGGCGGCGACGGCGAGGGAGCGUGAGGAGCGUCGGCAGCGAAUGGCCGUGCUGCUGGGCUCCAUGCUGGAGCUGGUGACCAAGAUGGUAACGUGGGUGGUGAGCAGUCACAGGGAGGAGAUGAGCGGCAGGGUGGCGGCGCUUUGGUGGCAUGUACAGGCGCUGCAGGGCGUGGCGGUUGCGCAGCGGGGGGCCAAGCGCAGGCGGGUGGAGAAGGAGUGGUGGGCUGGACGCCGACAGCUCGCGGCGGCUGUUCAACAUGAGCCCGGGGACUUUCGAGUGGCUCUGCAGCGAGCUAGCACCGCUGGUACACAAGAGCGACACCAACUUCCGAAGCAGCAUCCCGCCGCGCAAGAGGAUCGCCAUCGCCAUUCACAGGCUGGCGGCGGGGUCGUCCUACGUGGAGGUGUCCAAGAUGUUCGCGGUGGGCGAGGCGACGGUACUCACGUGCACGCGGGAGGUGUACGCGGCGCUGUCCACCGCCUUUGGCUCGGUGCUCGCCUUCCCCACGGAUGCCGCGGCGCUGACAAGGGUGGCGCGCGGCUUUCACAACCUCAUGGCCCUGCCAAACUGCUGCGGCCUCCUCACGGUGCUCCACCUGCGGAUCAGGCGCCCCUCGGGCCCCUGCGGCUCCAACUACCUGGACCACAACACCAACUUCAGCAUCGCGGCACAGCUGGUGGUGGACGCGUCCAUGCGCAUCCUCAACAUCGCCGUCGGCUUCCCGGGGGGCGUCCACCAUGCCAAGAUCCUCAAGCAGUCUGGGCUGUUUGCCAAGCUACGGGACGGCCUGCUGCUCACGGGAGGCUGCUGCGGCCUCAUGGACUUGUCCCGAGCAACACCCGUCAGCGUUCCCCGGUACCUGGUGAGCAGCAACACCAGCUACCCGUUGCAGCCGUGGUUGAUGCUGCCCUACCACCUCCACGAGGGGGACGAGACGAGGGGCGCAAAGGCCGAGUUCAACGACAGGCUCCUCCAGGCGGCGGCGGUGGGGGAGGACUUGUUCGGGGCGCUCACCAACUGGGGCGUGCUGGCCAAGGUUAUGAACGUGGACGUCCACACGGCUGUGGAGCUGGUUGUGGCUUGCGCCAUUCUCCACAACGUGCUGCUGGGCCGCCACGACUCCGACCACGGCUGCGACGACGACGACGUGCCGCUGGUGGAGGCGAGCACGGGCCAACACCACGACGGCGACGACGCGCAACACAUCCGCGACGCCCUCGCUUGUCACUGCGUCUACUCCUAGCUAGGGUUUUGUGCGAGAGCUUUAGGUUACGGAGGAUGAUGGCGGGCAAAAGGAAGGAGCGGGAACAGCAAGAGGCUGGCGCGGCCGGUGGCGGCAAGAAGCCCAAUGCCAUGCUCGGGCGCAGCUGCGUCCACGAGGUGGCGGUGCCCACAGGCUUCAUAGCGCAGCUGGAUGAGGCGGUGCACGGUAGCAUUGGAGAGCCGGUGUUUAUGGGCGACAGGGCCAAGAGCUACCCGUUCGAGCUGGACCCGUUCCAGCAAAUCUCCAUCGCCUGCCUGGAGCGUAAAGAGUCGCUGCUGGUGUCGGCCCACACCUCGGCCGGUAAGACCGCGGUUGCCGAGUAUGCCAUCGCCAUGGCCUUCAGGGACAAGCAGCGCGUCAUAUACACGUCGCCCCUCAAGGCCCUGAGCAACCAAAAGUACCGGGAGCUCAGCCACGAGUUCAGCGACGUCGGCCUCAUGACGGGCGACGUGAGCUUGUCCCCCAACGCAACCUGCAUUGUCAUGACCACGGAGAUCUUGCGCGGUAUGCUCUACAGGGGCUCCGAGGUGCUCAGGGAGGUGGCGUGGGUUGUGUUUGACGAGAUACACUACAUGCGGGACAGGGAGCGCGGCGUCGUGUGGGAGGAAAGCAUCAUCCUCCUGCCACCCGCCAUCAAGAUGGUCUUCCUCUCCGCCACCAUGUCCAACGCCACCGAGUUUGCGCAGUGGAUCUGCCACCUGCACAAGCAGCCGUGCCAUGUUGUCUACACCGACUUCAGGCCCACUCCGCUCCAACAUUAUGCUUUCGCCAUGGGCGGCUCCGGCCUCUACCUCAUGGUGGACGACAAGGGCCACUUUCGGGACGACAACUUCGCCAAGCUGCAGCAGUCAUCCAGAAACGCUGGCCCGGACGAUUCCCUCGCGCCUCCGGGGCGGAGGCGAGGAGGGGGAGGCAGGAGAGGUGGAGGACGAGGGGGUGCCAAGGCCUCUGCUGGAGUAUCCACGGACAUUUACAAGAUAGUCAAGAUGAUUAUGGAGCGUUCCAUGCAGCCCGUCAUUGUCUUCAGCUUCAGCCGCAGGGAGUGCGAGCAGUAUGCGCUCUCGGUAUCCAAGCUUGAUUUCAACAGCGACCAAGAGAAGAUGGACGUGGAACACGUGUUUUCCAACGCCAUACAGUGCCUCAGCGAGGAAGACCGGAGCCUCCCGCCCAUUCAUCAACUAUUACCGCUUCUCAAGCGUGGGGUUGCCUUUCAUCACUCGGGCCUACUCCCCAUCUUGAAAGAAAUAGUUGAGAUCCUUUUCCAGGAGGGCCUUGUCAAGGCCUUGUUUGCUACAGAAACGUUUGCAAUGGGAUUGAAUAUGCCUGCUAAGACUGUCGUCUUCACUGCCCUACGGAAAUGGGAUGGUGACGCUCAUCGUUACAUGUCGUCAGGCGAGUACAUACAGAUGAGUGGAAGGGCUGGGAGACGCGGGAAGGACGAGCGUGGGAUUUGCAUCAUAAUGAUCGAUGACCAGAUGGAUGUCAGCACGUGCAGGGAAAUGAUCCUGGGGAAGCCUGCUCCGCUAGUCAGCACCUUCAGGCUCAGCUACUACUCGUUGCUGAAUUUGAUGAGCCGUGCAGAGGGGCACUUUGACAUGGAGUACGUGAUGAAACAUUCUUUCCAUCAGUUUCAGCACGAGAAGAAUGUCCCCGAAAUGGAGAACAGGAUCAACAAGCUGGAGCAAGAAGCCGCAUUGCUGGAUGCGGCGGGAGAGGAGACUGUUGCCGAGUACCACCGUCUAAGACUAAAGCUUGCAGAACUUGAAAGACAGCUCAUGUCAGAAAUUAUCCGGCCUGAUCGGAUUAUUGUAUUUCUACAACCCGGUCGAUUGGUGAAAGUUCGUGACGGAGCAGACGAUUGGGGUUGGGGUGUUGUCAUCAAUGUCGUCAAGAAACCCACGCCUGGUGGACCGCUCCCCUCAACCAUUGUGGCAGCGCCCCGUGCUGCCUCGUACCUGGUAGACACCCUUUUACUUUGUGCUCCGGGUAUGGAACUGGACGGUUCGCGUUUGAAACCGAGGCCCUGCUCACCGGGGCAGAAAGGAGAGAUGCAUGUGGUCCCCGUGCAAAUGACCCUGCUCUGCGCAAUCAGUACUCUCAGGGUGGCUGUUCCCACUGAUUUGCGGCCAGCGGAUGCCCGAUUGAGUGUACUGAUGGCAAUGCAGGAGCUUGAACGACGAUUCCCGGACGGCUUGCCACGGUUGGAUCCUGUGGAGGACAUGCAAAUAGAUGAUCCGGAGCUUGUGAGUAUCGUGAAGCAAAUUGAUGAGGAGGAGAAAAAACUGGUUGUCCACCCUUUACACAAGUCGGAGAAAGAGGCAAGCCAUUAUUCAGCUUUCCAGAAGAAGGCCGAGCUGUUGACUGAAGCACAGCGGCUGAGGUCUAGACUGCGAGAUUCUCAGCUGCACAAGUUUCGGGAAGAGCUUCGGAACCGGACGAGAGUAUUGAAGCGGCUGGGACACAUAAACGAGCUCUCAGUCGUACAGCUUAAAGGUCGCGCAGCUUGCCUGAUUGACACCGCGGAUGAGCUGCUUGUAGCGGAGCUGAUCUUUGAGGGGCUCUUCAACGAUCUUGAUCACCAUCAGAUUGUGGCGCUCUCGAGCUGCUUUCUACCAAUUGAAAAAUCCAAUGAGCAAAUUCAUCUCAAGGCGGAGCUGGCCUGGCCUUUCCGGCGCCUCCAAGACACGGCUCGGAUGAUUGCCGAGGUGGAGAGGGAGUGCAAACUGGAAACAGAAGUGGAGCACUACGUUGAAAAGUUUCAACCAUAUCUGAUGGACGUGAUUUACAGCUGGUCCAAGGGAUCAAGCUUUGCGGAGAUCUGCGAGAUGACGGACAUAUUUGAAGGUAGCAUUAUCCGGGUGGCAAGGAGGCUGGAAGAGUUUUUGAACCAGCUGCGGUUAGUUUUCCAGGCCAUUGGCAACGGUGAGCUGGAGAAGAAGUUUGAGGCAGGGAUCGAGAGCAUACGGCGGGGCAUCAUGUUCGCCAACUCCUUGUACCUAUGAAGCGCCGCCCAAAAAUAUUAUUAUUCUAGGUCGGGUGAA
Messenger RNA from Selaginella moellendorffii, 7017 nucleotides. RefSeq lists its product as uncharacterized. NCBI's taxonomy places the organism in Eukaryota, Viridiplantae, Streptophyta, Lycopodiopsida, Selaginellales, Selaginellaceae. Gene Ontology annotation, molecular function: RNA helicase activity; ATP binding; zinc ion binding. Bases 25 to 6978 code for a protein of 2317 amino acids. Gene Ontology annotation, cellular component: nucleus. Gene Ontology annotation, biological process: RNA catabolic process; maturation of 5.8S rRNA. The transcript has 30 exons. The record is from RefSeq and is a predicted model, not a curated record.